AUGGUUAUCUCAUACGAUAUAUCAAAUUUCAAGAGUACAUUAUUAACAGCAGUGCUCACUGUUGUUUUUCUUAGUUUAGGAAUUAUCCCACUCUCCAGAAUUAUCUAUAACAUAUACCUCCACCCCCUUUGUAACUAUCCUGGUCCCAAGCUUUACGCUGCUACGGGUCUUGCUCACUCAAGAAUGGUCCUCAGCGGCAGGGCACAUAAGAAACUCGAAGAGCUACAUAAGCAAUAUGGCCCUGUUGUCAGGAUCGGCCCAAACAUUAUAGACUGGGCUGAUCCACGCGCUUUCAAGGACUUAAUGGGGCACAGUAGGGGAAGCAGUACGGAGAACUACAGGGACCCUAUCAAGGCUGGUGGUAAGCCGUAUGGUAUUAUAUACGCCAACCGAGAAGACCACGCUCGUAUCCGGCGGGUUCUCGCGCAUGGCUUCUCUGCCCAGAGCAUGGUUAAGCAGCAACCCCUGAUCCAGAACCAGAUUAACCUAUUGAUCCAACGUCUUCAUGAAAACUGCGAGAAUGGAAAGAGGGCUUUGAACAUGGUUGCCUGGUAUAACUUUGCAACGUUUGAUAUUAUGGGAGACCUGGCCUUUGGUGAGCCGUUUGGCUGCCUAGAAAGAUCAGACUAUCACCCUUGGGUCUCAUCCAUCUUUGACAGCCUCCAUGCAAGGGUUUACAGAAAUGCAUUCAAGCAGUUCUGGAUUACCAGUCAGCUCACAAAGUGGCUAAUUCCAGAAAAUUUAAAGCAGAAGGAAAACCUUCAUCAACAACUUAGUAAGGAUAAGAUACAAAGACGCAUAGCUUCAAGUGAAUCAAGACCGGAUUUUAUUCAGUCUAUGAUGAUGAGGGAGGGUGCUCUAGCUAUGUCAAAGCUGGAGAUCGAAGCAACAGCUGAUACCUUGAUUAUUGGUGGCUCAGAGACUACAGGAACUGUGCUCUCAGGUGCUACUUUCUUCCUAAUGACCCAUCCCGAUGCUAUGGCAAGAGUUGCCAAGGAAGUCCGCUCGUCCUUUAGCGCAGAACAAGAAAUUGAUAUUCUUAGUGUGCAAAAGCUACAGUACAUGCUAGCAGCCUUGGAUGAAACUAUGCGGCUUUAUCCCGUUUUACCAACAGGAAUCAGUCGAAUUAUUAAGCCUGGAGGAGACUAUAUAUGUGAGAAAUUUGUGCCAGAAGGUACCAGGGUCAUGAUCUCUCAAUGGCCUAUGUAUCGCGACAAGAAGCGCUUCGUCCAGCCAGACGACUUUAUACCUGAGCGAUUCCUUGACGAUCCGAAAUUCAAAGACGAAGACAAAGGUGCUCUUCAACCCUUUGGCUACGGGCCUCGCAACUGCAUUGGUCGGAACCUGGCAAUAGCUGAAAUGAGAGUCAUCCUCGCCCGAGUAAUCUGGAACUUCGACCUACAGAUUGCAGAGGACAGUAGAAAUUGGUUGGAACAGGACCUGUAUGGCAUUUGGAAAAAGGGUCCUUUGAACGUGCGCUUGAUACCCAGGAAGGGGACUUAA
Messenger RNA from Colletotrichum navitas, 1503 nucleotides. RefSeq names its product cytochrome P450. The record is from RefSeq and is a predicted model, not a curated record. Gene Ontology annotation, molecular function: heme binding; monooxygenase activity; iron ion binding. NCBI's taxonomy places the organism in Eukaryota, Fungi, Ascomycota, Sordariomycetes, Glomerellales, Glomerellaceae. The transcript is spliced from 5 exons. Bases 1 to 1503 code for a protein of 500 amino acids.